Messenger RNA from Knipowitschia caucasica, 888 nucleotides. The record is from the annotation of a GenBank genome assembly. NCBI's taxonomy places the organism in Eukaryota, Metazoa, Chordata, Actinopteri, Gobiiformes, Gobiidae.
AUGGCGGCCCGCAUCAGUCUGGAGUGGCUGUGGGGGAAGCAACAUCAGAGGCGUGCUACAGGAGUCUCCUACCGUGUCCCAAACCGAGCAGGAAAGUGGUCAGCUCUGGCCUUCAUCUUACUGUCAUCAGAAGAAGAGCUGGACCAGUUUGAGCUGAGCAGAUACUGUGCUUCAGAGAAGGUUCUCCUGAGGCUGCUGCCAGUGGUCAAGGCCUCCACCAAAGCUCUACUGAGCCGCUGUGAGCUGUCAGACAGAAGCUGUGGAGCUCUGGCCUCAGUCCUCAGCUCCCAGUCCUCUAGUCUGAGAGUCCUGGACCUGAGUCUCAACGACCUGAAGGACUCAGGGCUGAAGCUGUUGUCUGAUGGACUGAAGAGUCCUCACUGUAAACUGGAGACGCUCAGUCUGUCAGGUUGUUUGGUGUCAGAGGAAGGCUGUGCUUCUCUGGCCUCAGCUCUGAGGUCCAACCCCUCCCAUCUGAGAGAACUGGACCUGAGCUACAACCAUCCAGGAGACACAGGAGUAAAGCUGCUGUCUGCUCUGCUGGAGGACCCCCACUGCACCCUGCACACUCUCAGACUGGAGCAUUCUGGAGCUCAGAGGUUAACUCCAGGACCCAGAAAGUAUCUCUGUGAUCUCACUCUGGAUCCAAACUCCGCUCACACAAACCUCAAACUGUCUGACAACAACAAGAAGUCCUGGUCCUCCUCCUCUGGGACAGUGGGAGUCUUUGUGGACUGUCCUGCUGGGUCUCUGUCCUUCUACACAGUCUCCUCUGAGGGACUGAUCCACCUCCACACCUUCAGCUCCACCUUCUCUCAGUCUCUGGUCCCUGGGUUUGGGCUCUGGACUGAAGGCUCCUCAGUGUCUCUGUGUCCUGGGUCUGAGUGA